AUGGGGAUUUCAGCGUGCCUCGAACCUCGACAUCGUUUGGCCACUCUGGACACUCCGCCUGAGCUGGUGAGUCCAGGAACUUAUGUAUAUCAACCUCGACAGUCUGAGGAUCGCCCCUGGAACUCGGUCGUUCCCGUCUCUCCCCCCAUGUCCAACUAUGAUUCGGCCACCAAGACGGAAAUGUCUUCAGGGAAGAGUCACGACGACGCCCAAGGCGGCCCGAGACAGCAACUUCCAUCCCUGAGCAGUCUGUUCGGACCACCAUCGCAUGUCCGACCUCUGCACUCUCCACUGUCGGACCGCCCUGGCUCCUAUGCGUCCUUGUCGCCGCUUGAUCGCUCGCACGUCCCGACGCCGACCAUGGAGCGCUCCUACACCUCUUCGUCCUAUUUCCCCUCGGCUCCGUCUUCCCUCUCACAGCCGAGAACUGCACAUGAGCCCAGGUUUGAAGAUCGAGGCCCCUUCCCCCCCCUUUCCAGGCCCUUCCCAGGGCCUCUGUCACCGCGGACUCGCGAGUCGGAUUACCAACGGCCGGCCUCCAGCUCAGACUUCAACGGCGGGAACAGGUGGUCUGUCUACCAAGAGUCGAGCAGAAACGAGUACUCGUUUGGCAGUCGCGAAUCUCUCGCGUACAAGGCUUCCCAGGAAAGGGUACCACAGCUGCCAGGGCCAAAGCGCGAGGGUGACCCGGGAAUGGGGGCCUACGGAGACCAGCGGACGCCCCAGGGACCCGGCCAGAACCCCCCCUCGACGCCCGCAAGCACCGUCACCUCCGAAGGGGUCCCCGCGAAGGAUGGGCUGGGCCCCAAGAUCUGGACGGGAACCCAUUUCCUGCCCAGGUUUGUGCGGGCAGCCGAGGUUCCCGGAGAGGGAAUGUGCUACUUUUACGACGACGGGAGUCACUGCAAGACGAUGAUCGACGGCGAGCCCGUGACCGCCCACUGGGGGGUCACCAAGGCCGGGAAGCCGAGGAAGAGGCUCGCGAUCGCUUGCGUCACCUGCCGGGAAAAGAAGAUCAAGUGCGACCCGGACUACCCCCGAUGCGUGCAGUGCGAGAAGUUUGGCCGGGUCUGCAAGUUUAAGAACGCCCCUCGCGGAGGUCACAAUACUUCCCCCUCGACUCCGCCCGCCGAGCUGGACGAUUCCCGGCGGCUCGGGCCCCUAAUCAGACCGCCGCCCGACCAUCAGCGUCCAGGCAGCAAUUCCAGCGACUCGGUUUCCCCCCGGACGAUCCUCCGGCCAACAAGCCCCGAGCGGUCGACUGUUCCUCAGAAGCGGAUCAGGCUUGCCUACGAGCGCUUCACACCCUCGACGGGACAGCGGUCGCCGGUUGCCUCGGCCCCAGACGCCUCGCGGUCGAACCUGUCGUGGCAUCAGCCCGAACUCCCUCGCAUCCACGAGGACGUCUUGUGCCGAGCUUGGCAAACUGACCCGUAUGUCUCCGACCCUCAGUCCGUGACCAACACCAUCACCUCAUUCUUCGUCCACGUCGAUGCCGCAGCCCUCCGCUUCCUGCCCGAGAAGGCGUUCAAGUCGUGGGUUCAGACCGCUCACAGAAAGUCGCCAGAAGACCUGAUGCUGGUCUAUAGCAUCCUCGCCCUGGGCAUCGCUCUCUCUGGCGGGCCCAGGAACAUUGCCCACGAGUACUCGCAGGUGGCCAGGUAUGCCACCGAACACGCGGCCCUGUCCCUGCAGCUCGUGCAGUCGAGGAUCGCCCUCGCUCUCUUCUACCUCUCGGCUUCGCGGCCGAGCGACGCAAACGACAUGACGAGCGCCGCCAUCUCGGCCGCCACCUGCCUGCAGCUGAACCUGGAACUGGACCAGUCGCAGGACGGCAACCUGGCCGUGUUCCCCUACAACCUGACCCGCGUCGGCUUUGCCGAGUGCAGGAGGAGGACGUUCUGGUCGUGCCUCAUCCUCGAACGGCUGAAUGGUCUGUUCCCGACUCGCGUCGGCAUCAUCAACACGGAGGACAUCUUCAUCCGCCUUCCGGCAGACAUCAGAAGCUUUGAGGACCAGGUGGAGGUGGCGACCCCGGCGUUCGAGCCUCAUUUCUCCUUUACCCAGCAUCAACAGUCCGGCGUGGGCAUCAUGGCGCAUCUCGUCCAGAUCGUGGCUCUAUGGGGAGACGUCAUGGCCUCCAUCUACCGGGUCGCGCUCCGGGGCACGUAUUCCAGCACGUAUUCCAGCAUGGACUCGUUCAAGUCCCACGACAACAUCAUCGCGCGCCUGGAAGACUGGAAGUUCUCCCUGCCGCAGCGCCUCCUAUUCUCGGCCGCCAACCUCGAAGCAGUCAGCCAGGAAGACAAGGGCUCGUACAUCCUGAUGCACCUCCUCCACCACCUCAGCAUCAUCAAGCUGCACCGGCACAUCCACCCGCGCCUCCUCCGGUCGCCGCCGCCGACGGCCCAAACCAACCAACACCAGCACUCUCGCACGGCGCAGGAGCACGCCAGGAAGCUGAUCGAGGUGGCUUGCGCGGUGGCCAAGGACGGCAGCCUCGGGCGCUCGACGAUGCCGCCGCCGUUCUCGAGCUACGCCAUCCUCGAGGCCGUCGACGUGCUGUCGGCCGAGGGCGCGCUGGCGGACCUGCCGCGGCUCGUCGACGGGCUCGCGCUCGCGCGCAGCGUGCUCGAGAUCCUCGCCACCACCUGGGAGGACGCAAAGGUCCACAAGAUGGCCAUGGACCACCGCCUGGACAAGCUGGCCGCCCUGCGCGACCGCGGCGGUGGCCAUGCCGACGGCGGCCAGGCGGGCCCCGGCCAGGCGGCCGUGCCGGGGGUGCGCGUGUUCCUCCGCGACGGGCAGCCCGACAGGGGACUGCCCGCGGCCACGUGCUGGCAGAUGUGCGAGGCGCUGGAGGUGCGGUUCCCCAAGGAGAUGGACUGCGUCUAUGGGAGCAUCACCCCGCUGCACCGGCCGAAUUAG
This is a messenger RNA of Phialemonium atrogriseum, 2928 nucleotides long. RefSeq lists its product as uncharacterized. Gene Ontology annotation, cellular component: nucleus. The transcript is spliced from 2 exons. Gene Ontology annotation, molecular function: DNA binding; zinc ion binding; DNA-binding transcription factor activity, RNA polymerase II-specific. The record is from RefSeq and is a predicted model, not a curated record. Bases 1 to 2928 code for a protein of 975 amino acids. Gene Ontology annotation, biological process: DNA-templated transcription; regulation of DNA-templated transcription. NCBI's taxonomy places the organism in Eukaryota, Fungi, Ascomycota, Sordariomycetes, Cephalothecales, Cephalothecaceae.